Molecule: messenger RNA, 3288 nt
Organism: Microsporum canis CBS 113480
Lineage: Eukaryota; Fungi; Ascomycota; Eurotiomycetes; Onygenales; Arthrodermataceae
Product: protein kinase
Exons: 9
Coding region: 1-3288 (1095 amino acids)
Biological process (GO): fungal-type cell wall biogenesis; signal transduction; protein phosphorylation
Molecular function (GO): diacylglycerol-dependent serine/threonine kinase activity; ATP binding
Source: RefSeq, a predicted model, not a curated record
AUGGAGGGUGACGACGAGCUCAUCGCCACCGUGUAUCGCAAGAUUGAUCGGGAAAAGGCCCUCAUCGCUGCUGCGACAAAUAUGAGACAGUCAACUGAUAACCCGCUUGUACAGCAGCGAGUGGACGCUAACAUACGGGACGGACGGAAGAAUAUCGCCUACCUGGAAGAAAAAAUGCAGGAGCUACAAAUUCGAAAGAUGGGUCGUGGGAAUACCUCCCCUACUGCAAUACGAGGGUCUGGUGAAGGUCCCCCCAUACCCCCAAAGGAUGCUGGCUCCUCCUACCGUGGUGACCAGGGAGGUUACGGAGACGUUGGCCCAGGAGGUUAUAGCCAGGGUGGAACGGGUAUGAUGCCUCCCCGGGCACCCUUCCACGACCCACGUCCAGACGCCUCCAUGCCCAAGGCACGUCCGAAUUUCAGCAAGUUAGAUUUAAUCAAGUAUGACACGCCAUAUCUGGGGCCUAAGAUUCAACUUAUGCUGUCACAGCUCGAGUUCAAAUUGAGCGUGGAAAAGCAGUAUAAGGCUGGUAUCGAAAAGAUGGUACGACUAUAUCAGGACGAGGGCGAUCGAAAGAGCCGAGCAGAUGCAGAAGGCAGACGAAUCGAAAGCAACCAAAAGAUCCAGCUAUUAAAACAGGCUUUGAAACGAUAUGAGGACCUUCACGUUGAUAUUGAAAGUGCAUCGGACCACCCAGAUGACGAAAGCUUGAAUGCUCCCAAUAUGCGCAAACCUUUGACGGGCCAUCUGACCAUGAAGAUCCACGCUGUGAAAGACGUAGACCAUGCUGCUGGAUCUAGAUUUUCUAGGGGCCCGGAAACCUUCGUGAUCAUGAAGGUUGAAGACGCUGUAAAAGCCAAAACCAGGGCCACUAGAUCCGACAAAUGGACCGAGGAAACCUUUAACGUGGAUAUUGACAAAGCAAAUGAGAUUGAACUCACAGUGUAUGAUAAGUCUGGUGACAGGCCGACGCCCAUCGGUAUGCUCUGGAUACGGAUAUCAGACAUCGCAGAGGAGAUGCGCCGAAAGAAAAUCGAGACUGAGUUUAAUGCCUCUGGAUGGGUUUCUGCUGAUAAAAUGGAUCAUGGGGCCAUACGGCCGGAUACGCAGUUCCAGGGGAGCUCAUUCCAGCCUGGUCAGCCUGCUAGAACUCAACCCCCCGGGCAAGCCCCCAUAGGCCAAAAUGCAACAGUUAUGGUCGAUUCAUGGUUUGCUUUGGAACCAGUGGGGAGAAUACACCUUACGAUGAGUUUUGCUAAACAACUCAAGGACAGACGGCCCUUUGAUAUUGGUCUUAACCGACAAGGUGCUGUCCGCCAAAAGAAGGAGGAAGUCCACGAGAAGCAAGGCCAUAAAUUCAUUACCCAACAAUUCUACAACAUUAUGCGCUGUGCUCUUUGUGGUGACUUCCUUAAAUAUGCUGCUGGUAUGCAGUGUGCAGACUGCAAAUAUACCUGCCACCGAAAGUGCUAUCCAAAGGUUGUGACCAAAUGUAUUAGCAAAGCAAAUUAUGAGACCGAUCCAGACGAGGAGAAAAUUAAUCAUCGCAUUCCGCAUAGGAAGAAUGCUAAGCGGUGUUCGGAAUGCUCUCUUACUUGCCAUGCUAACUGUGCUCACCUUGUACCCGAUUUCUGUGGAAUGUCGAUGGAGGUUGCCAACCAAAUUCUAGAGACCAUCAUCAAAGCUAGGAAUACCAACAGAACCAGUGGUGCCUCAACCAAACCCCCUCGUCCAAAGCCUGCUCCCAUUGAAGGUGGAUCCCGACACUCCCAAGACAGCUAUGGUCCUCCAAUGAUGUCUCCCUCUGCAGACGCUGUCAGUGCUGCCAGCACUUCGUACAUGCCUCCCCAGUCUCCAACGGCAACGGGCCGUGCCGCCGCCUCUCCACAUAGUCCUUCGAAUGCGGCGGCGGCGGCGGCAGCAGCAGCAGCAGCAACAGGAAUGCGCCCAUUGCCACAGCAGACUGGGUAUGAUAAAUUGCCUUCGGACUACCCUGGAAUUAAACCUGGAGAAUCCGCAUAUGAUAACCGUGAAUCUAGGCUAUCCCAGCAACAACAGCCACAGCCACCACCGCAUUCUCAUUAUGACCCCGGAGCCUAUGCCCAUGUUCAAGCGCCCCAGCUUCCUCCAAUCCAAAUUGGGCACCAGCCUGCAGGGCAUCAGUACGCCAUGCCGCCUCCUACUCAGAUGCAUCAGCAACAGCAAACUCCGGUUACAGCUCAUCCCUCUGCCCUUGCUACAAAAGAACAAAUGCCACCUCCUGCUCAACCACAGAAGAAGGCUGGUGCUAUGAUUGGAUUAGAUCAUUUCAAUUUCCUUGCAGUUCUUGGUAAAGGAAAUUUUGGAAAGGUAAUGCUUGCUGAAUCAAAGACGAGCAGGAAGCUCUAUGCUAUUAAGGUGUUAAAGAAAGAAUUCAUUAUUGAAAAUGACGAAGUUGAGAGCACCAAAUCAGAAAAGCGAGUAUUUUUGAUUGCUAACAAGGAGAACCACCCAUUCCUACUUAACCUUCACGCCUGUUUCCAGACGGAAACUCGUGUUUAUUUUGUUAUGGAAUAUAUUAGCGGCGGUGAUCUCAUGUUGCAUAUUCAACGUGGUCAAUUUGGUCUCAAACGAGCUCAAUUCUAUGCUGCCGAAGUUUGUUUGGCUUUGAAAUACUUUCAUGAAAACGGUGUCAUUUAUCGGGAUCUCAAGCUCGACAAUAUUUUGUUAUCUCUUGAUGGGCACCUUAAAAUUGCCGAUUAUGGUCUGUGUAAGGAGGAAAUGUGGUAUGGUAGCACCACAAGUACAUUUUGCGGAACUCCCGAAUUCAUGGCCCCAGAGAUUCUCCUGGACAAGAAAUACGGCAGAGCUGUCGAUUGGUGGGCUUUUGGUGUUCUGAUUUACCAGAUGUUGCUUCAACAGUCGCCCUUCCGUGGAGAGGACGAAGAUGAGAUAUACGAUGCAAUUCUUGCCGAUGAACCCCUUUACCCCAUCCAUAUGCCACGAGACUCUGUUUCAAUACUUCAGAAACUGUUGACACGUGAACCAGAACUGAGAUUGGGAUCCGGGCCAACUGACGCCCAGGAAAUCAUGUCGCAUGCUUUCUUCAGAAAUAUUAACUGGGACGAUAUCUACCAUAAGCGUGUCCCGCCACCUUUCUUCCCAAAAAUAACCAGCCCUACUGAUACUAGCAACUUCGACCAAGAGUUCACUAGUGUCACUCCGGUUCUAACUCCGGUUCAGUCUGUCCUCACACAGGCGAUGCAAGAAGAAUUCCGUGGCUUUUCAUACUUUGUAGACUGCGAAUAA